CGGGCCGGCGCAGGGGGAUGACGCCGCGGUGCGGGGCGGUGCGGGAGCUCUGCGGGGAUGGAGGAAAGGGAGCGGCUGUGGAGGCAGAUCCGCCUGCUGCAGGGUCUCAUAAACAAUCAUAAAAACACUCACGGGGAUGUGCCACGGCCGCUGUCAUCUGUGCCACCGAGGUGGAACAACCCCCGCCAGCAUUCCUUCAGCAGGAGGGGGGCCUUUUCCACCAGGUACCCCCAGCAGGCUCCCAGGGAUUUCCAGCUGCGCCAGGCUCGCUCCUGGAGGAAAAAAUACUCCCUUGUCAACAGGCCACCGGGAUCAGUAUGUGACAUUCAAGGUGGUGAGAGUGCCAGCACGUCUGGGGCUUUUGGAAGCCAUAGGGACAGCCAGAUACCUGAGCCACCAGAAUCAUCCCCAGAGAGACACGUGGACUUAACCACGGAUGGUAAUAUAGUUGUGGGCAUCCAGCUGCCGGAGAGGGCUGACCCGUUCGUCGAUAUGGAAGGUUUUGCUGAUGUGGAUUCUUACUGUGAGUUUUCUGGGCUGCCAACGGUGGUCGCUGCUUCAGGCGACGAUAAAAACGUGCCGAAUUCUCUGUACGUGAGCCAAAACGAAGAGAGGAGACCCUCUCUCUCGGUUUCGUUUAGUUCAUCUCAUCGGUUGGUGAGCUCAGCCUACGUGAGCGUGGAGGAUAAGCCUAGAACGGUGCGUCUGGCCGGUGACGUGACCGGGAGCUCCUCUGUCUCCUGUGGAAGCUCCAGUGAAAGCGCCGUGACGCUGAAAUCGGAGCCUCAGCAGCCUUCGGUGUUGCCAGAUCGCGAGGCGGCUCGGCACUCGGUACGGCUGAAGGCAAAACCACCAGCUCCAGGACAAUCUGGUUGUGAGCAAGUCAGGGAUGCUUCCAGAGAGCCAAAGCUGCUUGGAAAUGGCGAGGCGUGCUCUAGACCCACUCAGGCUGCCACUUUGGUGGUUGGGAUGUCUCCAGUGAAGAGCAAGUUUUCUGUAGUCCCCAAAAGUCCCGGUCUCCAAAGAGCUGCCUCAACGUCAGUCUCCAGCAAAGCUUCAAAAUUCAGGAAAACUAAUUACACCUGGGUUGCAAACCCUGGUAAAUGCUCUCGCGCUGUGAAGAGAUGGGUCAGCCCUAGAGCUUCUGAAAGUGCUAAGAAGGUCGCCGGUGGAGUGGACAGAGGUGCUAAAUUAUCACCAAAAGCAGAUUUGGGAGCAAAGCUGAAGAAAUCGGGACUGCAGACCAAACUGGGUGUUUCUCCCAGCAAAUAUAAGUGGAAAGCCUCCAGCCUCCAGACCUCGCCCUCCACCUCCAAGUCCGCGUUCAGGUGGCGAUCUGAGGAUCAGAAAAAGCCUCUGGCCCCCAACCUCCCUCAAACUGGGGUGGCCCCACCACCUGCGAGCGCUGCCGCUGUCGGUCUCGGUGGGGUGAAAUCCUCCUUCAGUGACACCACUGCACUCUCCAGUUAUAAAGUCAAGAGUCGGACAAAAAUCAUCAAGAGAAAAGGAAGCUCGGGUUCCCCGACAGAUAAGAAGAAUGGCUCCUCGCCCAUCACGCCUCUGAAAAGCCACUUCCAUCUCAGGAAGAAAAACUCCUCACGAGGAAAAGCCUCCGUGACACCAAAACGUUCCUCACCCAAGGGCCUGGUGCAGAUCACCAAGCACAGGCUCUGCAGGCUGCCGGCCACCAGGAUGCAGGUCUCCACCAAAGAAGGAACCAACUUGCAAUUUGUGAGGAGCCCCCCAGCCAACAAGGUGAUAAAGACACGCUACAGGAUAGUCAAGAAGAACGUGGUGUCUCCAGCCGGAUCGUCCUUCAGCAGCCCAGUUCCCAACUGGAAAACGAGGCGCCCCGGGACAUCCAGAUCCCCACUCUUAAACCAAUCACGCCCAUCACCUCAAGGUGGCAAAUCCCAGCACGUUCAACAGAGAUGGAGGAGCAAAGGCUACCGCUGCAUCGGCGGCGUCAUGUACCGAGUGUCGGCCAAUAAACUCUCCAAGACAUCCAGCACCCCCAUCCGGGGAAGAGACCUGAGCACCAAGAGCCCUGGCAGAGCAGCAAGGUUGCAUUGUACACCCAGUCCUGGCUUCUCUCCAUCCAGUGGCCUGAACAGAUCAGCGACGAGCCGAUACAUCGCCAGCCGUGCUGUUCAGCGAAGUUUGGCCAUCAUUCGUCAAGCCAAGCAGAAGAAAAAGAAGAAAGAAUAUUGUAUGUACUACAACCGCUUUGGCAAGUGUAAUCGUGGGGACAGUUGCCCCUACAUCCAUGAUCCGGAGAAGGUGGCCGUCUGCACCAGGUUUCUCCGUGGCACAUGCAAGAAGACAGAUGGGACCUGUUCCUUUUCCCACAAGGUGUCCAAAGACAAGAUGCCGGUGUGCUCCUACUUCUUGAAGGGGAUCUGCAGCAACAGCAACUGCCCCUACAGCCACGUCUACGUGUCCAGGAAGGCAGAAAUAUGCCAGGAUUUCCUCAAAGGCUAUUGCCCCAUGGGAGAAAAGUGCAAGAAGAAGCACACGCUGGUUUGUCCCGACUUUGCCAAGAAGGGUGUUUGCCCCAAGGGUGCCCAGUGCAAGCUCCUGCACCCUCAGAAGAAGCGCCACACAAGAAAGGCAGAAGAUGAGGACCGUGGUGACCCUCCCUCCAAGUGGAGACGGGUCUGGGAGGAGACAAGCAGGAAUAAUCCAGCUCAGGUCCACGAUGAUGGAGAAAUGCCCGGACCUUCCAGCUCGGAGCAAGAAGUGAAGUUUUGGAAAGAGACAGAGACCUCAACAACCAACAAGCUCCAAAAGCUGCCGUCCUUCAUCUCCCUCCAGUCCUCCCCCUGCCCCAGUGACCCGGGCUGCAAAGUGGAGAAGGACGAGGAAGAGUCGGAGGACGAGGCAGGGAGGACGAUUUCCAGGUGUUUCGGGUGGGAGGAUGAGGAGAAGAAGCUGGUUCGGUCCGGGGAUGAUGGGAGGAAAGGCUCUGGGGAGCUGUGCAAGAAGAAGCACACGCUGGUUUGUCCCGACUUUGCCAAGAAGGGUGUUUGCCCCAAGGGUGCCCAGUGCAAGCUCCUGCACCCUCAGAAGAAGCGCCACACAAGAAAGGCAGAAGAUGAGGACCGUGGUGACCCUCCCUCCAAGUGGAGACGGGUCUGGGAGGAGACAAGCAGGAAUAAUCCAGCUCAGGUCCACGAUGAUGGAGAAAUGCCCGGACCUUCCAGCUCGGAGCAAGAAGUGAAGUUUUGGAAAGAGACAGAGACCUCAACAACCAACAAGCUCCAAAAGCUGCCGUCCUUCAUCUCCCUCCAGUCCUCCCCCUGCCCCAGUGACCCGGGCUGCAAAGUGGAGAAGGACGAGGAAGAGUCGGAGGACGAGGCAGGCAGCACCAAAUGGAGGAGGACUUUGCCACCAGCAUCCUCGCGGGACUCCGAAAACACCCGUCUGGAGGAGGGUGGCAGAGGCAAACGGCUGCAGAUCAAGCCCCGUCUAUGAAGAAGACCCGACCCCGUUGCAGCUCAGGAACCUCAGAGCCGGGCACGACCUGGCACCUACCUCAGGACACCGUGGCCAGAUGCCAGCACCCCCCUUUUCUCAUCUUGCUUUUCCUGGGACAUCAUUUUGGCAAGGAAACCGGGUGGCAGCGUGGGCAAGUGCCACCCCUUCCCGCAGGGAAGCAUUUUUGUUCAAAAUGUUUUAAUUUGCCAAUAAAAUAUCUUUCCAGCUGGUUUGUUGAAGGUGAUGCUGGGCCACCAGGCUCCUUGGAUGCUUGAAGGACUGGGAAGAAGCUCCCAUCCCCAUCCGUCCUCCCGCAGAUGGUGGCUCUUGCUGUUGGCCUGGACACGAGGUGACACGGGGACCUGAGGAGCUUAAUCAGGCGACGUACCAGCAUCCAGGUCAGCUUCUAUACUGGGGACAAGUCACCGUACUGGGAUAUAAUGGGGUGUAAAGGUCCCCCCACCACAGCUCAGCCCCGAUCCCUCCAUCCUGUGUCCAUCCUGAUCCAUCCCUUUGCUUUUGGGAGGAGGUUUCUUGGAGUGGAGCCAUGUGCCAAGAACAUCCCUAGUGGAAAAAUAGGUUGGGAGCAGCGUUGAGCUCCCACCAAAUGCUCCGUUGGGAUCUCCCAUGGUUGGUUGCACCUUGACCCCCACCUUUCCCCAUCCCAGUGGGAAUUUGGUCUCCUUUGGGAGAUCCAAACUGGCUUUUCUGGGGGUUUUUAGGGGGUUCCUUCCAAAUCCAAGCAAAAAAAUCAUUGUGUUGAGCCAAGUACUGCCGGCACGAUGGUUUUUUGCAUCCAUGGGUACAAUUUCCAUGGGGUUUUUGGUGGGGUGGGUACUCUUCCCCAACACAGAUGGGAUUUUGGGGACAGCUGCUCUUUGCCAAGAGGUGCCGAGAACCAGGAGCAGCCGUUGGGGACUGGGGGGCAGAUUUUCCCAUCUCCUGCCCCUCAAAUCUCAGCACCUUCAGGCAAAGCCCCCGUGGGGCAGCAGGAGGGACGUGGGUGAGCCCUGGGGCUCCCCGGGGACCCGGCACCCAGGUGUCCUCAGCGGUGGGGUGGGUGACAGAGCCACCGAGCUGCCGUGGGCUCAGGUGCACGACGGGCUCUAUCAAGGGAUGGUUGUGAUUUUGUCCCCGUGGGUCCCCCCAGGGGGUGUUCCCCUUCCUCGGGUGAGCCCCCAUGGGUGCCUGCACCCCACGGAGGGGUCUUGUCACCCCUCUGCCUGGCUGGGGUGACUCGGGGCAUGGCAGGCCACCAAAGGUACCAUCUCAUUAAUGCCUGUCACCUCCUGGGCUCCCAUUUAAGGAUGGUGUCCUCUGCUGACCCAGCAACUUGGGGGGAUGGGGGGGGGGUUAGUGCCACUCAGAAACCAGUUUGGGGGGGCCACAUCCCCAGUAUCCCCCUCCUCCAGCCAUCACGGGGACCUGCAGGUCCCCCCUCCCACCCCGGGGGUGGCACUUGUACCCCAGCAUGUGUACAGCGAGCUGGUUUUUUAAGAAAAACUUCGUCAUCUCCGUUGAUAUUAAAUGUCUUUUGUUAAUUAACCCUUGUGUUUUGAUAUGUAAAUAAAGAGUAUCUUCCCCCGGGGUGCCCGG
Calidris pugnax (ruff) is the source of this 5073-nucleotide messenger RNA. It is a transcript of the gene ZC3H3, whose product is annotated as zinc finger CCCH-type containing 3. The coding region runs from base 58 to 3474 and encodes 1138 amino acids. Gene Ontology annotation, cellular component: nucleus. Gene Ontology annotation, molecular function: metal ion binding. The transcript has 16 exons. NCBI's taxonomy places the organism in Eukaryota, Metazoa, Chordata, Aves, Charadriiformes, Scolopacidae. The record is from RefSeq and is a predicted model, not a curated record.